Rotaria sp. Silwood2 is the source of this 342-nucleotide messenger RNA. The record is from the annotation of a GenBank genome assembly. NCBI's taxonomy places the organism in Eukaryota, Metazoa, Rotifera, Eurotatoria, Philodinida, Philodinidae.
AUGAAAACUGUUGGAGAUAUUUUUAUUUUAAAAAUAGAUGAAAAUGAAGUUUUGUCUGAAAAUAAUAUAUCUAGAGAAUUUCAUAAGAUCCAUCUUCGUAUUCUUCCAUCAACAUUUGACAACUAUGGUAGUGAUCAUAGUCAAUUCACAUUUAUUUGUUUAUUAAAUUUAAAUUGUUGUUUUUGUUUUGUAUCUACACGUGAUAAAUAUCAAUUUAAUCAAUGUAUUAUUUUAUCAUCAUCAUUAAAUCAAUAUUAUUUAUUUACAAUUAAUUUAAUUUCUUUACCAAUAAAUCAAAAUGGAUCAAUUUUAAUAUUAAUUAUUCAACAUUCGUUUUAUUGA